UAAUGCACUUCCGGUUGGGCUCGCAAGUGCUUGUGGGCAGUGAGAUUUUUGAAUAGGGAAGAUGGCAGCCGCGGCAGUGGUGGAGUUUCAGAGAGCUCAGUCUCUCAUCAGCACAGACAGAAACGCUUCUAUUGACAUUUUACACUCAAUAGUGAGACGUGAUGUCCAGGAUGAUGAUGAAGAGGCGGUUCGUGUCAAGGAGCAGAGCAUCCUGGAGUUGGGCACUCUCCUGGCUAAGACGGGACAAGCUGCAGAGCUUGGUGGCCUUCUGAAAUUCGUAAGGCCUUUCCUGAUCUCCAUAAGCAAGGCAAAGGCAGCACGGUUGGUGCGUUCGCUCCUGGAUCUAUUUCUGGACAUGGAGGCUGCCACGGGCCAGGAGGUAGAGCUGUGCCUGGAAUGCAUCGAAUGGGCUAAAGCUGAGAAAAGAACCUUCCUGAGACAAGCCCUAGAGGCUCGACUCAUUUCACUCUACUUUGACACAAAGAGAUAUCAGGAAGCCCUUCAGCUGGGUACCCAGUUGCUACAGGAGCUGAAGAAGAUGGAUGAUAAAGCUCUGCUGGUGGAGGUUCAGCUGCUGGAGAGUAAAACUUACCACGCUCUCAGCAACCUACCCAAAGCCAGGGCUGCCCUCACCUCGGCAAGGACAACUGCCAAUGCCAUUUACUGUCCCCCAAAGCUCCAGGCAGCUCUUGAUAUGCAGUCAGGUAUCAUCCAUGCAGCUGGGGAAAAAGAUUGGAAAACUGCCUACUCUUACUUCUUUGAGGCUUUUGAGGGCUACGACUCCAUCGACAGCCCCAGGGCAGUCACUGCACUGAAAUACAUGCUUCUCUGCAAGAUCAUGCUCAGCUUGCCAGAGGAGGUACAGGCCUUGAUCAGUGGCAAACUGGCUCUGCGAUAUGCAGGGCGACAGACUGAUGCACUGAGAUGUAUAGCACAAGCCAGCAAGAACAGAUCAUUAGCAGAUUUUGAAAAGGCCCUGACAGAGUACACUAAAGAGCUGAGAGAUGACCCCAUCAUCAACACACAUUUGGCCAAACUUUAUGACAAUUUGCUGGAACAGAACCUCAUUCGGGUCAUUGAGCCUUUUUCCAGAGUACAGAUAACACACAUAGCAGGCCUCAUCAAACUCUCAAAGGAUGAUGUUGAGAGGAAACUGUCACAAAUGAUUCUGGACAAAAAGUUUCAUGGCAUUCUUGACCAAGGUGAAGGAGUGCUCAUCAUAUUCGAAGAGCCCCCUGUGGACAAAACUUACGAGGCAGCUCUAGAAACCAUACAGAACAUGAGCAAAGUUGUGGAUUCACUGUACAACAAGGCUAAGAAGUUAACAUAGAAUAAACAUCAGAAGCUGCUGCUGUGUGAAAUGGUUGUAUGCGUGCGAGUUUGCCCGUGUGUCUGUGUGUAUGGCCAACAUGUGGAACUUUUUUUUCUCACAGCAAAAAGGGACAGCAUUGAGCAAGAUCUACUUGUUCCCCAGUUGAUAGUUUUUGAUGUUUCUUCUUUCAAACGGACAAUUUCAUCUUUCUGAUCCUCUGACUUUUUUGUUCUUCUCUGUAUCUCAACGGCCAACAGAGGCCAUCAGGGAAUGUUGUACAACUACAGUUAAAUCCUAAAAUGUCAUAUAGAACUGUAUAGCUCUUCUACAUUUAAAGUUUUUUAAUUACAGCAAUUUUGUGAUACAGACUCUUGGGUUUUGGUUAUAUGCGGUUCAUCGGUUUUUCCAGUAGUGCACAUAUUUUCCUGAUUUAAUGGAUGCACAUCCAAAAUGAUUGUUGUAGAUGAGAGCUUCAAAGGAACUUGGCUGUAAGGAAUAGGCUCUGUAAUAAGCACAGUUGCCAAUCAUAUAACCACACACACACUAGAAAAUUAUUUUCUAAGUUCAUAUGAUCAAGAGUAUUGUUUGCCGUUUACUUUUGCAGUAUACCGUCUUUACAGUUUUGUAUUUACAGUGUACUGUUUGCCAAGUAGGGUGGUUAUAUUAAACGGCCCAGUCCUACAAAGGUUUAGUCCUCUUUAAUUAAAAUACCCUUUUCCCCAACACACAUUUAUGUCUGCACUGAAAUGUAUUCUUUCACUCUUUUGUUUGUUCGUAGUGAUUUAUUUAUAUAUAUAUAUAUAUAUAUAUAUAUAUAUAUAAAAUUCUCCAGAUCAAUAUAUCAAUGCAAUCUCCAUUUCUAGUUUGCCAGCAAUAGACCAUUGUAUAAGUUCAAUACCCUCAAUAUUAAUAUUUUACAAUUCACUGUUUUGUACAUUUUUUUUUAAAAUCUCAUUGUUUUCCUGUAAAUGUAUACGUUCACACAUCCUUUGCAAAAAUAAUUUUUCAUUUAUUGUGUUCAGUGUGCAAUUAUAAAUAUUCAACAAAAAAAAGUAAUUUCUUGUGGGAGAAUGAUGUUUUUAAAUGACUUUGAAGUCUGAUGUUGAUUUGAGAGCUUCCUGCAUGUGAUUGUGAUUGAUUUGUAGUGGUGAUCUAGAAUCGAUCAUUGACAUGAGAAUUUGGUGAGACAUUAAACACUUUGGAAAGUAA
This is a messenger RNA of Carassius auratus (goldfish), 2521 nucleotides long. RefSeq names its product 26S proteasome non-ATPase regulatory subunit 11B-like. The transcript is spliced from 13 exons. Gene Ontology annotation, molecular function: protein binding. NCBI's taxonomy places the organism in Eukaryota, Metazoa, Chordata, Actinopteri, Cypriniformes, Cyprinidae. Bases 62 to 1330 code for a protein of 422 amino acids. The record is from RefSeq and is a predicted model, not a curated record.